Dufourea novaeangliae is the source of this 942-nucleotide messenger RNA. RefSeq lists its product as uncharacterized. The transcript is spliced from 5 exons. NCBI's taxonomy places the organism in Eukaryota, Metazoa, Arthropoda, Insecta, Hymenoptera, Halictidae. The record is from RefSeq and is a predicted model, not a curated record.
AUGCAUUACCAACAAUACGUGUCGUUGUGUCUGGUGGGUUUGGUUCUGGGACAGGCGGCCAGCUUGCCGCAGCAUCCCCAGUAUUCACAGCAGAUCGAGCAUCGGCCUCGAGAGGACCGAAAGUUCGCGGAGAAACCGAACGCGAUGAAGAAAGUCGCCAUCGAUGAUUUGAACGAAGUCGGGACGAACCAGAUUCAGGAGGGUAAUGGCGGCAGCAGCUUCUCCUGGUCGAACAUGUUGGGUGUGCUGAUGAGACUGUUGCUCGGCCGUGUGGCGGGCGACAACGAGGCGAGCAAAAACGAAAUCGCCGAAGACGGUGUGCCAGCCAGCCCGUGGGCGAACGCGGUCGCGGUUGGCCUACGAGUGAUCACCGCCCUGAUCGGUGGCCCCCAGCACGGUGAUAUCGAGGGCAUCGACAAGGUCAGCCACGACGGAAGCCCUAUGCAGGUAAGUAGAAUUGAGACACCGUAAGUCGGGGUAACUUUGACUCAUUAGUCAGGAUACGAUAAUGUCGUUUCCAUUCGACAACAGUUCAUCGGCAUAGUGGUGAACCUUCUGGACGCUCUGAAGACUUCGUUUUCCCAUCGUUCGUUCACGGCCAGAUCAGCUGGCAGACGGGACACAGUUUCGGAGGCCGCUGUGGCGUCGAUCACUAUGCUCAAGGGUUAUAUGAGGUCGCUGAAGACCUUCAGCAACGUGGGUCGCGCAGAGGAAGAGGGCCAGCAAGGCUGCGCCGAGAGAGCCCUCUGCGAGGCGAGCGCAGAAUGCGCGGCAGACGCUCAGGGGACGACGUCAAUCUUCUGUCAGCUUGGAUCGUACACGACGAGCUACAUACUUCAAAUGCAGAGUGGCAUCGGCUUCGAGACGCUCUACGAGGCUGGUCGUCGCGGACGGACCGGGCAGGACUGCAGGACCCUGUUCUUGGACUGCAACGCCGUUUGA